CUGCAAACCGGAGGUUUUGGAGCACUUAAAGAGCUGAGGAUAUCUUUGGGGGCUGUGAGAGCUUCCAAAGACUGAAAUUGAAAAUUGACCCUUCCCCGCCCCUUCGGGUGUCCCUCAACGGUGAGGGAGAUGAAGGUUCAGCGUCUGGAAGGCAGAGUUUCGGACUGUUCAAAGAACAAGCCCUUUUGUCUGCCUCACGACAGCUGUGCGCUGUUUUUUCACUACUCCCGUUUUACAGGGCAGAGAUUUUGAGGCGCAGCGACCUGCUGUACGACACAAAGCGGAGAUGGGAGGACCUGGACUAGAACACAAUCUUCUGACUUCCAGCCUGGACUUGCCUCCUGUUCUGGGGGUACCUGAGGAGGUCACUCUCCUAGCGGCAGAGCCACUGCUCAGCUAGGAACGAGACACCUCUGGCCGGGAGUGCUAGGACCUUAUCUCCUCUGCCGGGGCUAAGAAGCAGCCGAGGGUGCUGGACACAUGGUAGGCGCGUGGCUUGCGAGCCUGUGUUGAGGCUCCGCCCCUCGCUGAGAGGGGUUCCCGUGCUGUGACUGGCUGAUCGCUUCAGCGAGUGACGCAAUUGGCCCCCUGGCAGCCGUUGGAAUUUGAACUGCAUGUUGGUGGAUUAGCCCGCGCGGCGCCCGUUUCAGAGGCGGGCCUUGUUCUCAGCCUGCCGCGGAUUGGUCGGUUUCUCUGCUAACGUCAAAACAGUUCCGUUGAUAGCCGGUGAGCCAGUGGGAGAAGGAUGCCUCCCCAACUGUACGAGUUCCAUCUGCCCUUAUCCCCAGAGGACUUGUUGAAAAGUGGAGGUGUUAAUCAGUACGUUGUGCAAGAGGUAGUGUCCAUUAGACAUCUGCCCACCCAGCUUAAAGCAUUUCAGGCUGCCUUCCGAGCUCAGGGGCCCCUGGCUAUCCUGGAACACUUUGAUACUGUCUACAGCAUUUUACAUCACUUUCGAAGUAUAGAUCCUGGCCUCAAGGAAGAUGCUCUGGAAUUCCUGACAAAAGUGGUGUCCCACCACUCCCAGGAGCUUCCAGCCAUCCUUGAUGACGCAGCCCUGAGCGCAUCAGAUAGAAGUGCCCACCUCAAUGCCCUCAAGAUGAACUGCUAUGCCCUGAUACGCCUCUUGGAAUCCUUCGAGACGGUGGCCAGCCAGAAAAGCCUCAUGGACCUGGAUGUGGGAGGGAAGAAUAAGAAAUCCCGGAGCAAAGCAGCCCAUGGCUUUGACUGGGAAGAAGAGAGACAACCAAUUCUUCAGCUGUUAACACAGCUUCUCCAGUUGGACAUCCGUCACCUGUGGAACCAUUCAGUAAUUGAAGAGGAAUUUGUCAGUUUGGUUACUGGCUGCUGCUACCGCCUUCUGGAGAAUCCCACCAUCACUCACCAGAGGAACCGCCCCACCCGGGAAGCCGUGACGCACCUGCUGGGGGUGGCCUUGACACGAUACAACCACAUGCUCAGUGCCACUGUGAAGAUCAUCCAGAUGCUGCAGCACUUUGAGCACCUCGCACCUGUUCUGGUGGCAGCUGUGAGUCUCUGGGUGACAGAUUAUGGAAUGAAGAGCAUCGUGGGAGAGAUUGUAAGAGAGAUUGGACAGAAGUGUCCUCAGGAGCUGAGUCGGGAUGCACUGGGAGCCAAGGGCUUUGCCAGUUUCCUGACAGAGCUCGCAGAACGGGUCCCAGCAACCCUGCUCUCUAGCAUGUGCAUGCUGCUGGAUCAUCUGGACGGAGAGAAUUACAUGAUGCGCAAUGCCGUGCUGGCAGCCAUGACAGAGAUGGUGCUGCAGGUUCUGCACGGUGACCACCUGGAGGAAGCAGCUCGAGAGACCAGGGAUCAGUUUCUGGAUACCCUACAGGCCCAUGGCCACGAUGUCAGCUCCUUUGUCCGGAGCCGCGUCUUACAGCUCUUCACCAGAAUCGUCCAGCAGAAGGCACUCCCUCUGACGCGCUUCCAGGCUGUGGUGGCCUUAGCCGUGGGGCGUCUGGCAGACAAGUCUGUGCUCGUGUGCAAAAAUGCCAUCCAGCUGCUGGCCAGCUUCCUAGCCAACAAUCCCUUCUCCUGCAAGCUUAGUGACACUGACCUUGCUGGACCACUGCAGAAGGAAACCCAGAAAUUACAAGAGAUGAGGGCCCAGAGGCAGAGCGCAGCAGCUGCCUCAGUGGUGGAGCCCGAGGAGGAGUGGGAAGCGAUGCUGCCCGAGUUGAAGUCCACCCUGCAGCAGCUUCUAGAGCACCCCCAGGAGGAGGAGGAGAUUCCUGAGGAAAGCGCUGUUGCAGAGACCGCAGAAGAAGUGAAAGGACACAUCCGUCAGCUACUGGCCAAAGCUAGAUACAAGCAGGCCGUCAUUCUUGCUCGAGCAGCCACAGGCCACUUCCCGGAGUCUGAUCCCUUCAGGCAAACGGAGCCAGAGGGGUCGGAGGAGACCAGGUUCCUGAACCUCUUAGGAAUUAUCUUCAAAGGCCCAGCAGCUUCCACUCAGGGCUGCAAUGGGAGCAAGGUCCCAGGACAGACUGUUGCGACAGACACCCCCAGUGUGUCAGAGCCUGAGGGGUGCGGGGGCAGUGAUGAGCUGGUGAAGCAGGAGAUGCUGGUACAGUACCUGCAGGAUGCCUACAGCUUCUCCCGGAAGAUCUCAGAGGCCAUCGGCAUCAUUAGCAAGAUGAUGUAUGAAAACACGACUACAGUGGUACAGGAGGUGAUUGAGUUCUUCGUGAUGGUGUUCCAGUUCGGGGUACCCCAGGCUCUGUUUGGGGUGCGCCGAAUGCUGCCUCUCGUCUGGUCGAAGGAGCCUGGUGUCCGGGAAGCUGUGCUGAAUGCCUACCGCCAGCUCUACCUCAGCCCCAAAGGGGACUCGGCCAGAGCCAGGGCCCAGGCUUUGAUUCAGAAUCUGUCCUUGUUGCUGGUGGAUGCCUCGGUUGGGACCAUCCAGUGUCUCGAGGAAAUUCUCUGUGAGUUUGUUCAGAAGGAUGAGUUGAAACCGGCAGUGACUCAGCUGCUGUGGGAGCGGGCCACCGAGAAGGUGCCCUGCUCUGCCCUGGAGCGCUGUUCCUCUGUCAUGCUUCUGGGCAUGCUGGCACGAGGAAAACCAGAAAUCGUGGGAAGCAACUUAGACACACUGGUGAGCAUAGGGCUGGACAGGAAGUCUCCACCAGAUUACAGGCUGGCCCAGCAGGUGUGCCAGGCCAUCGCCAACAUCUCUGACAGGAGGAAGCCUUCCUUGGGCAGACGCCACCCUCCCUUCAGGCUGCCUCAGGAACAUGGGUUGUUUGAGCGACUCCGGGACAUGGUCACAGCAGGCUUUGCCCACCCAGACCCACUCUGGAUCCCAUUCAAGGAGGCAGCAGUGAGCCUCACCUACCAGCUGGCAGAGGGCCCCGAGGUGAUCUGUGCCCAGAUGUUGCAGGGCUGUGCCAGGCAGGCUCUGGAGAAGCUGGAGGACAAGAGCUUCAGCCAGGAGGACUCCAGGCAGACCGUGCCCAUGCUCCCCACCUUCCUCCUGAUGCACCUUCUGUCGCUGGCCGGGGACAUUGCCCUGCAGCAGCUGGUGCACCUGGAGCAGGCAGUGAGCGGAGAGCUCUGUCGGCGCCGGGUGCUUCAGGAGGAACAGGCGCACAAGACCAAAGAGCCCAAGGAGAAGAACUCAGGCUCUGAGACCACCAUGGAGGAGGAGCUGGGGCUGACUGGAGCCACUGCCGAUGACACGGAGGCAGAGCUCAUCCGUGGCAUCUGUGAGCUGGAACUGCUAGAGGGCAAACAGGUACUGGCUGCCUUUGUUCCUCUUUUGCUUAAAGUGUGCAACAACCCUGGGCUGUACAGCAACGCAGACCUCUGUGCAGCUGCCUCGCUAGCCCUCGGCAAGUUCUGCAUGAUCAGCACCACCUUCUGCGACUCCCAGCUCCGUCUUCUGUUCACCAUGCUAGAGAAGUCAUCGCUCCCCACUGUCCGCUCCAACCUCAUGGUUGCCACCGGGGAUCUGGCCAUCCGCUUCCCCAACCUGGUGGACCCCUGGACGCCUCAUCUGUACGCUCGCCUCCGGGAUCCAGCUAAGCAGGUGCGGAAGACAGCUGGGCUGGUGAUGACCCACCUGAUCCUGAAGGACAUGGUGAAGGUCAAGGGCCAGGUGAGCGAGAUGGCCGUGCUGCUUGUCGACCCUGAGCCUCAGAUUGCUGCGCUGGCCAGGAACUUCUUCAAUGAGCUCGCCCACAAGGGCAAUGCAAUCUACAACCUCCUCCCGGACAUCAUCAGCCGCCUGUCAGACCCCGAGGGUGGGGUGGAGGAGGAGCCUUUCCGCACCAUCAUGAAGCAGCUCCUCGCCUACAUCACCAAGGACAAGCAAAACGAGAGCCUGGUGGAGAAGCUGUGCCAGCGCUUCCGCACUGCCCGGACAGAUCGGCAGCACCGGGACCUGGCCUACUGUGUGUCGCAGCUGCCCCUUACGGAGCGAGGCCUCCACAAGAUGCUUGACAACUUCAACUGCUUUGGAGACAAACUGUCAGAUGAGUCCAUCUUCAGUGCUUUCUUGGCUGCUGUGGGCAAGCUGCGGCGUGGGGCCAAGCCUGAGGGCAGGGCUACAAUCGACGAGUUUGAGCAGAAGCUCCGCGCCUGUCACACACGAGGCCUGGACGCUACAGAGGCGCCUGAGCACCGAAGCCAGAGAGCCGCCCCGGUGGAGAAGCCUCACACAGGCUCAGGGUGGCAGCCUGUGGCGUCUGUAGGCUCCGACAGUGACUUCCUCACACCCGAGCUCCGCCGCACCACCCGUCGGCUUCCACGCACUCAGCAGCGCACCAAGAAGAAACCCAAGAUUGUCUUCUCAAGUGACGAUGAGUCCAGUGGGGAAGAGCUUUCAGCCGAGAUGACAGAAGAUGAGACACCCAGGAAAACAACACCCAUCCGCAGAGCCUCUGCCCGCAGGCCCAGGUCCUAAGCAGCCGGCUGCCCGCCCCAUGCCUGCUGUGCAAGGUCCAUGGGUGACCUGGACCCGGGUUCCACUCCCUGUAAAUACUUACUUGCCUGUCUCCUUGUUUUUAUUAACUGUGUCUUUAAAAUUCGAGGCAUUGCCCUUUAACAAGCUCCUUCUAAACCGAUCAGAGCUGCUCUCACUGUGCAGUAGUGGUUUGCCAGUCUCCUUAUUUCUACUGAAUAAAUGUUUUUAUACACUUUUGGA
Chinchilla lanigera (long-tailed chinchilla) is the source of this 5167-nucleotide messenger RNA. RefSeq names its product non-SMC condensin I complex, subunit D2 (gene Ncapd2). The record is from RefSeq and is a predicted model, not a curated record. Gene Ontology annotation, molecular function: histone binding. The coding region runs from base 746 to 4927 and encodes 1393 amino acids. Gene Ontology annotation, biological process: mitotic chromosome condensation; mitotic cell cycle; meiotic chromosome condensation. Lineage: Eukaryota; Metazoa; Chordata; Mammalia; Rodentia; Chinchillidae. The transcript has 32 exons. Gene Ontology annotation, cellular component: nucleus; condensed chromosome, centromeric region.